CAAACAGAUGGACAGACAACCUACCAGCUACUACAUGAGCUUGAUAUCUCUAUCAAACCUGCCACCACAUUCUCCAGUGCUCUCACACGCUCGUCGUAGCGAUGAGGUUCUUUAGCACAUCUACCCUCUGGCUGACCCUGGGCAAUGCCUUCCUGACAUCUGCCGCAUCGUCCUGGAGCUUCUCCGAUGCCUCCGUGAUCGUACAAGGGAAGGGUGCGGGCAAUGCCGCGCGAUCGAAAGAAAGCAUCGUCCCAGGCUCCACCGUGGUGAAUCCGCUGUCGUUUGGGACGGGAGAGACGCUCAAGAUAGUCCUGACGGCCAAAGAAGGGAAAACGGGGCGAAGGCCACAUCAGGCGUUUUUGGUGCUCCAUGAUCAGGACACACGCUUGGAGGAGAGUUUCCCGUUCAGCAUCAGUGAUUCAGGGAAAGGCAAGGUGGAAAUUACACAUAAAGACCUUCCCAUCCAGUUCCUCACAUCCUCGGAUUCCCUUCAAGCCUCCAUAAUCAUCGGCUCGUUCGGAUCGUCCACUCCAUACAAUGUCCCUGCCUUCACGGUCGACAUUUCCCGCGACCUGGCGGCCCCCAUUUCGAUCCCCGAGAAGCCAGUUCGAUAUGGAAAGCUUCCUGAGAUCCACCACAUCUUCCGUUCCGACCCGCAAAGUCCCCCAAAGAUCAUCUCGUUGGUCUUCACCCUGGCGACGCUAGCUGCGUUGCCGGCAUUGCUGGUGGGCUGGGCGAUGCUGGGAGCGAACGUGGACCAUGCCCCGAAGGCGUUUUCCCAGGCGCCGGUGGCCCACGUGCUGUUCUUCGGCUCCGUGGUCGCGCUGGAGGGCGUCUUCUUCUUGUACUAUACCAGCUGGAACCUCUUCCAGGUGCUGCCGGCUGUGAGCGUGGUGGGCGUGGUUGCCUUCUUGUCGGGCAGCCGAGCCCUGACCGAGACGCAGGAUCGGAGACUGGCGGGGCUUAGGUGAAGGAACUGUGACGAGGGCAAAUGGUGGUGGAAAAGCGACAUCAUAGCGGGUUUCUCAGGCCUGGCGUAAUUAGACUGGGUAUCAUGACUCCGUCAGCAUGGAAUUGGAUUUUUUAAGGCUCUAUCGCGAAAUUCCCGAUA
Molecule: messenger RNA, 1111 nt
Organism: Eremomyces bilateralis CBS 781.70
Lineage: Eukaryota; Fungi; Ascomycota; Dothideomycetes; Eremomycetales; Eremomycetaceae
Exons: 3
Coding region: 102-971 (289 amino acids)
Biological process (GO): protein N-linked glycosylation
Cellular component (GO): membrane; oligosaccharyltransferase complex
Source: RefSeq, a predicted model, not a curated record